AUGCCUCCUGCCACCCCUGCCAAUGACGAGUCGCACCAGCUACUUCUCAACCAGCUGGAUAUCGCCCAUGUCCACAAGCCAUAUCGAAACUCCCACUGGAGACCAUCCCAGCGUCGCAACCGCAACCUGAAGCAGAUUAUCUCUGAGAGUACUCGCAAAGAAGCCUCUGUGAUGGCCACCCAGGCCAACUCCGGUGCCACCACCCCCUUCCCCGGCACAUCAGGAACUACGACCGAUGAAGCGCAAACACCAGCAGAAGGCACUGGCAAAGCUCCAAAUCUAGCGCAAGCUGCUCAGAGUCUCUCUACGCUGGUAUUGGAAAAGAACGCCCGUGCGAAUCUCCCGACCGGCCCUGCAGUUACCUACACAAAUAUCGAGUCGGCACCAUCACUCAGCGCAGCUCAUCAGCGACACUACUGUGAUAUCACGGGCUUGUCUGGUCCAUACACCGACCCUAAGACUCGCCUUCGAUACCAUGAUAAGGAAAUUUUCUCGGUCAUUCGCACUCUCUCUCAGGGUGUGCCAGAGAUCUAUCUCGAAGCUCGUGGUGCGCACACCAUCUUGAAAUAA
Penicillium malachiteum is the source of this 570-nucleotide messenger RNA. RefSeq lists its product as uncharacterized. Lineage: Eukaryota; Fungi; Ascomycota; Eurotiomycetes; Eurotiales; Aspergillaceae. The transcript has a single exon. The coding region runs from base 1 to 570 and encodes 189 amino acids. Gene Ontology annotation, cellular component: Ino80 complex. The record is from RefSeq and is a predicted model, not a curated record. Gene Ontology annotation, biological process: chromatin remodeling.